AUGUUGAGGGCAAAGCAACUCAGCACGCUAACCCAGUGUGCACGGUCCUUCUAUCUUAGUGGGUCAAGGUGUGGUAGCGCGGAUGGAGCUUCGUGCACGUGCCCUGAUGAUGACACUUGUGGUUCAAAGAGGCAGACUGCGAGUGCUAUCGAGCGCAGAUCUUCUGUGAAGGCUCAGCCUCUGUCUGCGCAGCAUGUUGCUGGUAGUGCUGCUGGAUACCCAGCUCAAGCUGUUAAUGUCAUUCCUUCCACCUCAUCUCCAGACAAGGAGCCAGCAUCAAGCAACAGAAGUAACCAUCCUGGUAACCGUCAGGUUCAAGGAAAUAAUUAUGUGCAGCCAUCUAAGCAGGCCGCCAGGGGCAUUUCUCAGUCGGGAAUUGCAGGAGCUGGUGUGUAUAAUGAGUUGGUAAAUUUGAAGUCCUCCUCGAAUAAUGGAAGCACUAAGCAAGUUCCACAGGCUGGUGCCAGCUAUUCUAGCAAGCCAUUAUCUGCUGGCCAGUCUUCUAAUAACAAGGCAAAUAAUCAGCAUAGCCAUGCUGGGGCAAAUACCCCUUCCAUGCAAAUUGAUUUUGGGAAGGGGGGCUCAAGAUCUGGAUACGCAAAGCCAAAGCAGAAUUUCUCGGGGCCAGCGGCUGCAGUUUCCGGUUCACCAUCACAAAUAAGGAAUCAAAGGCAUCCUAAUCAAGGCCACUCAAAUUACCAUUCUAAUAGUAGUCCCAAUUCAGAUGGCAGGUGGGCUGGAGUUCAAACUCGCAACUUCUCAGCUCCAACUGUUUAUAGUGGUCCCUCUGACAAAUCUCAGGGCCCUUUAGUAGGAACAAUAAAAGGUCAUGGCGGAGGACCGCAGUCUAAUUUAAGAUCACUGAAGUCAUUGCGGGCAGUCGAACAGUACUACCAUACGCUGCAGCAGAUGAAGUGGGGUCCCAUGACGGAACAUGUUCUUGAUAAUCUCCGUUGCAAGAUUGACGCGUUCCAGGCUAAUCAAGUGCUGAAGCUGCUUCAUGACCACAAUAUCGCGCUCGGUUUCUUCCAUUGGUUGAAGCGGCAGCCAGGGUUCAAGCAUGACGGCCAUACCUACACCACCAUGAUAGGGAUCCUCGGACAGGCAAAGCAGUUUGGCACGAUGAGAAAGCUUCUCGAUGAGAUGAGCUUGGUAAACUGCAAGCCAACUGUGGUGACAUACAACAGAAUAAUACACGCGUAUGGCCGUGCAAACUUUCUAAGAGAGGCUGUUAAGGUCUUCGAGGAGAUGGAGGGAGCUGGUUACGAGCCUGAUCGCGUCACAUACUGCACACUGAUUGAUAUCCAUGCUAAGUCAGGGUACCUGGAAGUGGCCAUGGAUCUGUAUGGCAGGAUGCAAGAAGUCGGCCUGUCGCCCGAUACCUUCACCUACAGCGCCAUGGUGAAUUGCCUUGGAAAAGGGGGCCAGCUGGCGGCCGCCUACAAGCUUUUCUGCGAGAUGAUCGGGAACGGGUGCACGCCCAACCUGGUUACCUACAACAUAAUAAUCGCCCUGCAGGCCAAGGCAAGAAACUACGACAAUGUCGUGAAGCUGUACAAAGACAUGCAGAUCGCCGGAUUCCGCCCCGACAAGAUAACCUACAGCAUCGUCAUGGAGGUUCUUGGUCACUGUGGUCAUCUGGACGAGGCUGAGGCUGUGUUCCUCGAGAUGAGGCGCGACUGGGCUCCUGACGAGCCCGUGUAUGGUCUUCUGGUGGACCUCUGGGGCAAGGCCGGCAAUGUCGACAAGGCGUUAGGGUGGUACCAUGCGAUGCUCCAGGAUGGUUUGCAGCCCAAUGUGCCCACCUGCAAUUCCCUACUCAGUGCUUUCCUCAAGCUCAACAGGUUCCAGGACGCCUACAGCGUGCUCCAGAACAUGCUUGCGCAGGGGCUCGUUCCGUCUCUCCAGACAUACACCUUGCUGCUCAGCUGCUGCACCGAUGCUCAUGCGCAGAUGGGGCUAUGCUGCCAGCUCAUGGCGAUCACCGGACACCCCGCCCACAUGUUCUUGCUGUACCUGCCCGACGCCGAGCCCGGCGGCGAGAACGUGAGGGACCACGCCAGGUAUUUCCUGGACAUGAUGCACAGCGAGGACCGGGAGAGCAAGAGGGGCAUAAUGGACGCCGUGAUAGACUUCCUGCACAAGUCCGGCCUCAAGGAGGAGGCCGGCUUCAUCUGGGAGGUGGCCGCGCAGAAGAACGUCUACCCAGACUCCGUCAGGGAGAAGAGCUCCUCCUACUGGCUCAUCAACCUCCACCUCAUGUCUGAGGGCACCGCCGUCACCGCUCUCUCCAGGACGCUCGCCUGGUUCCACAGGCAGAUGCUGCUCAUGGACUCCUGCCCCGAGAGGAUCGACAUCGUCACCGGCUGGGGGAGGAGGAGCAGGGUCACCGGCUCGUCGCUGGUCCGCCAGUCCAUUGAGAAGCUUCUGCAUCUCUUCCAGUUCCCGCUCUUCGCCGCCCGCGGCAACACCGGCUGCUUUGUCGGGUGCGGGGAGCCGCUCAGUCAGUGGCUGCACAACCCCUAUGUCGAGCGCAUGCAUUUGCUCUAG
Molecule: messenger RNA, 2550 nt
Organism: Triticum turgidum subsp. durum (durum wheat)
Lineage: Eukaryota; Viridiplantae; Streptophyta; Magnoliopsida; Poales; Poaceae
Source: the annotation of a GenBank genome assembly